Molecule: messenger RNA, 5359 nt
Organism: Hippoglossus stenolepis (Pacific halibut)
Lineage: Eukaryota; Metazoa; Chordata; Actinopteri; Pleuronectiformes; Pleuronectidae
Gene: efnb3b
Product: ephrin-B3b
Exons: 5
Coding region: 1123-2154 (343 amino acids)
Biological process (GO): axon guidance; ephrin receptor signaling pathway
Cellular component (GO): plasma membrane
Molecular function (GO): ephrin receptor binding
Source: RefSeq, a predicted model, not a curated record
CAGUCGCUGUGUCAAUGCGCUGCGAGCGUCAGGACCAGUCAGACCUGCGGGACUGCGAGGCGCGCACACGGAUGAGAUAACGCGCUUGCUUUUUUUUUUCUUUCUUUUUCCUCGUUACUGCGAAAACCAUUCCAGCUCUCCGAACGUCGCGCGACUCCACCAACACAGACCGAUGCGCACAACCUUUGCGUUUCUUUCCAAGUUUCCCGUCGGCCUUUGUGCGGCACCGUCGGAGUGGAGAUGCUCUUCUAGCGCUUUGGCUCGCUCCUCUCUCUCUCUCUCUCAGUUCCCCUUUGCGCGCAACGACCCUUGGAUGUAUCAUCGAUUUGAAUUCGGACCCUUAUUUGUUCGCUUUUUAUUUUUUGUUUAAUUCUCAACAAGAGGGAUUUGCAGGAUUUACCACCCCCGAGCGAAGAAGGAUAAAAUGCGCACGGACUGAAGCCCACCGAGCAUCAACACGUAUUUGAGGAUGGAGCUGUGGACACGAGUGACAUCCUUUCCUUUUUAAACCUGUUCACCUCCGCUGUUUUGGGUUUUUAUUUUUGGGGGGGGGGGUUUCUGCGCGAUCGUGACACACACGGGACAAUAAACCUCUCCGGCGUCACUCUGCUUAUGCCGGGACGUGGAUCAUCUUGCGAGGGAACAAGGUAAUGGGAGAGAAAUCGCGCAGAGUCGGCGCAGAGAACAAGGGAACAUUGUUCGGAGAGAGACAAUCCGGGCGCACGGAGAGGCAGCAGGAAUAGCGCCUGCUGGGUGGCGGUACCUCUCAGAAAAGAAUCCGUCCAGUGGAGUUAUAUUUGUGCGCUUAGCAGAAAAUCAAAAAAAACAAACAAAAAAGGGACUAUUGAUUGCUGGGAAAGUCAUGGCACUGAAAUAGUUUUUUUUUCCGGAGACGCGGACGCACGGAUUUGGACGAAGUUUCUCCUGCACAUUUCAGAGCGUGUUUUUUUUGUGCAUUUCGACGAAUCUUGGAUGCACGGCAGCCUCCGCUCUCUGACUGUCGCGACCUACAAGCCUGGCUCGGCUGUGCCCGCUGUGUCUCAGAGUCUCCCCGCAGCAGCAGCAGCAGAGAACAGAAACACAACCCUCCGCUUCUGGUCCCUCUCGGUUGUUUCUUUUUAAAUGCGGCUACACAAGCUGCGCGUCGGGGUGGAGAUGGCGAGUCGAGGGAGAGGGAAUGGUUUGGGGAUCCUGAUGGUUUUCUUACUGGAUUUACUGGGGUCGGCGGCCAGCAACAUGGAGCCCAUCUACUGGAAUUCCCUGAACGAAAGGUUCAGGGACGACAAGGGCUACAUUCUGUACCCUCAGAUCGGGGACCGGCUGGACCUCAUCUGCCCACCGCUGGACACCGCCAGGUCCACGCCAGAGUACGAGUUCUACAAGCUCUACCUCGUGGCGAAGCGGGAGCAGGCGGACCGCUGCGAGGUCAUGGGCCCCCCCAACAUCGUGCUCACGUGCGACGAGCCCACCCGCGAGCGCCGCUUCACCAUCAAGUUCCAGGAGUUCUCGCCCAACCUCUGGGGCCACGAGUUCAAGAGCAUGCACGACUACUACAUCAUCGCUACGUCAGACGGGACGCGCCAAGGCCUGGAUAGCAUGAGAGGCGGAGUCUGUGUCACGCAAGGCAUGAAGGUGGUCCUGAAAGUUGGACAGAGCCCAUAUGGACUGCCUCCUAAGAAGGAGCCUGCGGGACGCACCACCAGCAGAAACCCAGGCGCCGCGGGGAACUCCACCCAGUCUCAAAGACCCAACAGCUUCGGGAACGAGGGCGGUGGUGAAAACGGACCCUUUCAAACCUCCAACAUCGCCGUCAUCGCCGGCGCCGCAGGAGGCUCCGCCUUUCUCCUGCUGGUGACAGCCGUGAUCUGCGUGGUGUGCUACCGGCGGCGGCACGCCAAGCACUCGGACACCCACCACCCACCGCUGUCGCUGUCCUCGCUCACCAGCCCCAAGCGGGGAGGCGGCGGCGGCAUGGGCCUCAGUAGCUCCAACAACAACGGCUCAGAGCCCAGCGACAUCAUCAUCCCCCUGCGGACGUCGGACUCAGCCUACUGCCCGCACUACGAGAAGGUGAGCGGGGACUAUGGACACCCCGUCUACAUCGUCCAGGAGAUGCCGCCUCAGAGCCCAGCCAACAUCUACUACAAAGUAUGAGACGGCCUCUUCUCCGGCUGACUGGACACACCCACCUCCCUCCACCCAUUACCAACAAAUCCCCUGCUCCAAAUGAAGCCACAGCGAAGCUCGCCAUCACAGCUCCGACCCUGAACCCCUCAAUACGACUAGUGUCGCCCCAUGGAACCCUCUCACUCCCCCGUGAGCCCACACCCCUGGCCACAGUUGCGUUUCUCGCUGAAUAAAGCACCCCCGACCCCAUCCUCACACAACUGGGCCACACAGUGUGUGUUAAGGGCGAUGUCGUAACCGUACACAGCCCUUCUUAACAAGGCCCUCACGAAUGGGCGAGAGCCUCUGAGUGCCCCCCUCUUGUUAACUCAGAGCUAAACGAGCCCCACCCGUGCUGAAUAGAAGAGUUGUUCCCCAAAACGCCAGUGUGCGUGUGCAGCACACACUCUUUUUCGAGGAGUAUGGACCUGGUGUUGGGACUCGCGAUGUUUUAAAAAAAGAAAAGAACUACAAGAGCAACAAAAAAAAAAAACUACACCCCUGAACCCACUUAGCGCCAGAGAACUCUGAUUCCCGGAGGCCCUACCUGCCUAUUCCACCAUCCCGCCCCUCAGAGCUCCGUCAGCCAACCAGAGACCGGCCCCUGCCACUAACUCACCAAUAGGAUUCUAGUUUGUUUGUGUUUGUUUCUUCUGAGGAAACAGGGGCCUCAGACUCAACCAAUCAGCAAGCCUGGGCGACGGUCACAUGACCGGGCCGGGGCCUGAGGAGGUCUGACCAAUCGGUGACACUCAGAAUCUUGUAUAUUUUAAUAAUGUGUGUGUGUUUAUGUGUGUGUGUGCUGCUGAGUGAGUGUGCAUAGGACUUGGAUAAUAAUUAUGGCGCUGCUGCUCCACAUUAGACGUGUGCGUGCAGUUAGCGCGCUUCAGUACAGCAGGUUUGCAUACGCGUGUGUUUAGCCGGCGCGUGUGUGUUUAAGCUUUGUGCGUGAGCGACUGUGCGUGCGUGCGUGCGUGCGUUCUUUAGACUUGUCUUAAAUACCAAAACACAAAAUAGUGAGCAAAUAUCAAAAAAAGUGAGAUUUUUUAUCACUAUCAACACUUAUAGAUUAUAUAUAUGAAUAUCCAGUAAAUAAUUUCUAGAUGUUUUCUUCAGUUUUCUAUUGUUUCGUUAUUUUUACCCACUCUGAUAAAGUACACUUCUGUUGAUAGACAUUUUUAUCUGCUGUUUUCUUUUUCACAACUUAAAACGACCUUCUUUCCUUUCUGUUCCCCUUCGGUUGUAUAUUAAUUUAAUCCCUUUUUUUAAAUUUCCUGGCGAACAGAGGUUGUUUCUCUCUUCCUCUCUUCCCUCUCUCAUUCACUCCCCCACCUCCCUCCCUCUCUCUCCCUCCCUCCCUCCCCUCUAGGGUCUCUGAACUCUGUGUAUAUUUUUAUAGCUCCUUGUACUAUGCCGUAGUUUUGAAGUUUAGACCUCGUUUGUGGAAGUGUUGAGGUAGAACCAUCUAUGAAAGUUUUUUUUUUUUUCAAACGCUUUUUUUCAAACUGCAGAAGUGAAAAGAAGUGAGGGGCACGGGGGAGGCGGGGGAGGCGGUGAUGGCGGGGAGGGUGCGUGUGUGUGUGUGUGUGGGGGGGGUGCGGCGGUGGCGAGAGGGGAUGAAAUAAAAAAAAAAAGAAGAAUAAAGGAAAAAGAACAGGGCAAGAGAGAGUGCUGUCUGGGGAGGAGGAAUAAAGCAGCGUCUGAAUGCAGAACUUUAAAAAAAAAAAAAAAGGAGAAAGGGAGGGAGACGAGGGAAGAAAAGACUGACGGAAUGGCACGCCGAAGAAAAAGAAGCAGAAAGGGAGGGUAGGAUGAGGAGCGGCAGGAGUGAGAGAUGAAGGAUCCCGAGGAGGGAAGGAUGGUGAGAGCAGAUAAAAGAGUGGCUGGUGAAGGAGAGACACCUUUUCUUCAAAUGGAGGGUCUGAGCCGCCCGGACAGAGGCGACGGAACGACGGCCAAAAUGGAUUUUCGGAGGAGUUGGACUCUAACUGUGGAAAGGAGAGAUCCCAUCACAUUCUCUCUCUCUCUCUCUCUCUCUCUCUCUCUCUCUCUCUCUCUCUCUCUCUCUCUCUCUCCCUCUCUCACACUCACACUCACACAGACACACACACAUCUACUGUCACACUUUACGUUAACGUUAGGUGGCACAUUUCAGAUUUGCUCCUCUUUUCCGCCGAAAUUUGUUGUGUUGAAACGCGUCUCUGUGUCACACAAACGCACACACACACACAUUUACUACAAAAGCACACACAGUGCACUGCUAGCCGCGGACACACACAAGAGAACCCCCCCACCCCCCCAGGCAGUCAGUACACUCUGUUCGACACACACACACCCCAACACAAAUUUCACACCUUCUAAUGACUGUCACAAAUGCCUACUGAUUGCAUUGAAUGACAUACAUUCUCUCUCGCUCCCGCCUGCCCCCACACAAACACGCACACACACACUUUUCAUCCACACUCGACAAAAAAAUGCCGAUUGCUUUCACAUGACUCUGUAUUUCUGUGAUUAAGACUAACCCAAUGGACAUGGGAGGGAUGAAACGAGGGCUUGUGUGCGGUGUGUGUUCUCUUGCUCGCACCCUCACGCCCUCGCACAAACGCACACACAAACACGCUAGUGCCCAGCACCUCGACCUUGGAGGGCAAUAACACGACGCCGUGUUUCAGAGGUGCAAUAUGUUCUCAUGUGCAUACUAAUAAAGCUGUUUUGUGUUGCUCAAACAUGUUUAUGGCUUAUGUGUAAACUGGGUGGCAGUGGAGAGCUUACGCUUUUAUUCAGAUUUUAAUUUUCACACACACACACACACACACAUGUAAGGCCUCAAGUGAUGUAGCCAUGUUUUCUGUGUGACGCCAGUGUUAAAUCUGGACCUUUCGACAUUUCUCAGCUGUGUUUUGUAUCAGUAUCUAACAUCAUAUAAUGAGAUAUCUUUCAUACUUAAGUGUCACAUUUGUCCAAAUUGACUUUGUUCAACACAUGAUGAUGAUGUUUUUAUACCAGGGGUUGCAUUUGACUGUAUCGAUUGAUUUCAAAGACAGAACGAGAGGAAAACACCUCAAAUUCUUCUUUUUUGUACAACUACCGACUUGUUUUUUUUUUUUCUUUCUGUUUUGUUUAAAUGUAAGCUGUUAAGUCUGUGUCUAUUUAAACAUGCUCAAAGUACCUAAAAUAAUCCUCCAAGCCAAAA